AACAAAGGCAGAUUGAAAACUGGCUUGACCCUCCUGGCCACCAUGUCUUACGAUAUUGUGACAGUGAACAUGGAGAGGGAAGAGGUUUGCCUGCCACGCCUUGAUCCCCGUCUCCUGAGCACCACCACAGGAGGCACAGAGGCUUCGUGGCAGGACUGCCUGCUGCCCUUCGGACUGGUGCUGGGCGUCAUUGGGCUGGCAGCCACCAGUGUAGCGUGUGCCCACGAUCCUCCAGGCUCUGUAUUGGCUAUAAUUGGGUUCACCUUGCUUGGGGUUGGCGUGCUGGGGAUGGCCACUAGCUGCUGGUGCCGGCGUUACCGGAGGAGGAAGAGAGAGUGGGACGGCAGCUGGUCCGUGCUGGUGGGGGAUACACAAGCAAAAAAACCCAUUGUGUGAAGAUUCAAAUCCCCAAGUUGUCUGCCCACUAGAAACUGUUUCUGUAUCGAGUGCGAAUGCGUCCCAGAAGGCUGUGUCUAAGCAAAGACCCAUAGCAAACUGAUGCCAGAUUCCAGAAUCAAUUCUCAGAUUUCAAUUGAAACUAAAGGGCAUCCAUUCCAGGAUUUACAGCCAGCUGGUUCCUACUGUCCACCAUGAGCCAACCUCAGGAUGCUAAACGCUGGACCACUUUUAAUGUUGCUUUUCAUUCUAGUCAGGACUGAAUCAGUAAUGGUUUAUCUGUCUAGAUGGGUGUAUCUGCUUGACCUGGCACAAUCAGACCGCAAGAAGUGUCUGAUUUAGGGACAAGUCUUAGUAGGAAGUUUUGUGCACCGUAUUAAAAUACUCAGUAACAGAGGCCUCAUUUUUCUAAGUGCAAUCCUGGGCUAGAUUAGACAAUAUUUUUGCCAGUUGUUCCCCCGUGAGCAGUGGGAAUGGCAAGCGCCCUAGCCCACUCUCUGCCAGUAUGGUAGCC
This is a messenger RNA of Eublepharis macularius, 910 nucleotides long. Its product is annotated as transmembrane protein 100-like. Bases 43 to 396 code for a protein of 117 amino acids. The transcript has 2 exons. The record is from RefSeq and is a predicted model, not a curated record. Lineage: Eukaryota; Metazoa; Chordata; Lepidosauria; Squamata; Eublepharidae.